Exophiala oligosperma is the source of this 905-nucleotide messenger RNA. RefSeq lists its product as uncharacterized. The transcript is spliced from 2 exons. Bases 1 to 738 code for a protein of 245 amino acids. Gene Ontology annotation, molecular function: DNA-binding transcription factor activity, RNA polymerase II-specific; RNA polymerase II cis-regulatory region sequence-specific DNA binding. Gene Ontology annotation, biological process: regulation of transcription by RNA polymerase II. The record is from RefSeq and is a predicted model, not a curated record. Lineage: Eukaryota; Fungi; Ascomycota; Eurotiomycetes; Chaetothyriales; Herpotrichiellaceae.
AUGGACUUCUACCCUCUCCCACUGCAAACCCCGGCGGAAUACGGCUCACCUUGGUCUACAUCGUCCACAUAUGCCGAUCCUGUUCCGAUGAGUGCUGGACCAACUCUCCCAACUCAACCCCAACCCUACGCCAUCAGCCAGUCCAUGGUCCCCUCCGACACUCAAGAGCGCAUCUACUCAUCAACCUACUUCGUGAGCCGACGGGCCCAUGACAGCCCGGGCACAUACUCACGAUGGAGGACGCCAGAAGUUCACGCGGCUCCCCGGUACAACCCAUACCACAUGUCAGACGGAUCGUACAAUCAGCCUGUGGACUUCAGCAGAUACCCUCAGCCUUACGAUCAAGAUCGGAGUCCGCUGGGAUACGACAGGCGACAUCGAUCCCUGGAUACCUCUCCAUACCUUACGAAGUACAGUCAACUGUUGUCCUACCCGAUCAUGGGCUAUCGGACCCACGGCAAUGGUCGACGAUGCCGAGGCAACUUUCCGACGCCCAUCACCGACAUUCUUGGCCUAUGGCUGCAAGAGCACUUGGAUCAUCCCUAUCACAGUGAUGAGCAGAAGCAAGAUUUCAUUCAGCGGACAGGUCUGACGGUCAUUCAGUCUCGUGAGAUUAACAACUGGUUUAUCAACGCUCGCCGUCGGCAGCUGCCAGCCCUCAGAGAGGUACAAGACUAUUCGAAGCCGGGCCUGAAGAAAUUCUUCCCACUUAAAAAGUCCUGCCCAGCUUUUUUUUAGGAAUGGACUCAGGACCUCGAGGCGGCAAUAGGAGGUUUAAGUGGUACAGGGUUUGUGCUCGUCGAGUGCGUUCACCUCAGGAUCAACGACAUCAAGCUCUUGUGCGAGUAAGUCAUACUCAUCUGAGGGCCGAAACUGGUCAACUAGUCCAGGCAUGGUGGUGGUGG